This is a messenger RNA of Penicillium canescens, 399 nucleotides long. RefSeq lists its product as uncharacterized. The record is from RefSeq and is a predicted model, not a curated record. Lineage: Eukaryota; Fungi; Ascomycota; Eurotiomycetes; Eurotiales; Aspergillaceae. The transcript has a single exon. Bases 1 to 399 code for a protein of 132 amino acids.
AUGCCAACAUCUCCUCAACCAGACAAUGUUUCCAGUGCACGCUUAGCUCGACUGGCUCAAUUAGGCACUGACUUACACGCAAACAGCACGGAGACUGCCGUUUGGCUUGCACUAGAACAGACAUUAGCCGACUUCUUCGGAUAUUCUUUAUUCACUGUUCUAGCGUUUUCGAAACAAGGGGUCGUCACAAGACUUUACAGCACCAACAGAGACCUGCAUCCGCUAGGAAUAAGAAAGGAGUCCCCCACUGCGGAUUAUGACAGAGAUAACGUUGGAACUCCAUCUCCACCACCCUGCCGCGCAGUAUGUGUCCAGCAGGUCUUGGUGGAGGGAAAUAUUUGGCGUGGCUCCAUGCCCGAGGAUCUAAAGGCAGCAUUUGAAGACUGGGAGCAACUUUGA